Molecule: messenger RNA, 2091 nt
Organism: Nomascus leucogenys (northern white-cheeked gibbon)
Lineage: Eukaryota; Metazoa; Chordata; Mammalia; Primates; Hylobatidae
Product: olfactory receptor family 2 subfamily B member 6
Biological process (GO): G protein-coupled receptor signaling pathway
Cellular component (GO): membrane
Molecular function (GO): olfactory receptor activity; G protein-coupled receptor activity
Source: RefSeq, a predicted model, not a curated record
UCUUAAGUUUCCGGAAGCGCUAUGGAAGAUGCCAAAUUCCUUAGUUUGCUUGGGAGACAGAAGACAUUUUAUGACCAUGGGGAGGCUCAAAGUCCAGGGAGACAUGAGACAUCAAUCAAUAUAUGUAAGAAGAACACUGGUUCCGUCCAGAUAGGCGGGGACAACUCAAAGCAGGGAGGGGCUUCCAGGUCACAGGAAACCAAGAGUUGAAACAUUAAUCAUGAAUUGGGUAAAUGAGAGCAUCAUACAGGAGUUUAUUCUGCUGGGUUUCUCAGAUCGACCUUGGCUGGAGUUUCCACUCUUUGUGGUCUUCUUGAUUUCUUACAUCGUGACCAUCUUCGGCAAUCUGACCAUUAUUCUAGUGUCACACCUGGACUCCAAACUCCACACCCCCAUGUAUUUUUUUCUUUCCAAUCUAUCACUCCUGGAUCUUUGUUACACCACAUGUACAGUCCCACAAAUGCUAGUAAAUUUAUGCAGCAUCAGGAAAGUUAUCAGUUAUGGUGGCUGUGUAGCCCAGCUUUUCAUAUUUCUGGCCUUGGGGGCUACUGAAUGUCUUCUCCUGGCCAUCAUGUCCUUUGAUAGGUUUGUAGCUAUUUGUCGGCCUCUCCAUUACUCAGUUAUCAUGCACCAGAGACUCUGCCUCCAGUUGGCAGCUGCAUCCUGGAUUACUGGUUUUGGUAACUCAGCGUGGUUGUCCACCCUGACUCUCCAGCUGCCACUCUGUGACCCCUAUGUGAUAGAUCACUUUCUCUGUGAAGUCCCUGCACUGCUCAAGUUAUCUUGUGUUGAGACAACAGCAAAUGAGGCUGAACUAUUCCUUGUCAGUGUGCUCUUCCAUCUAAUACCCCUGACACUCAUCCUUAUAUCAUAUGCUUUCAUUGUCCGAGCAGUGUUGAGGAUACAGUCUGGUGAAGGUCAACAAAAAGCAUUUGGGACAUGUGGUUCCCAUCUAAUUGUGGUGUCACUUUUUUAUGGUACAGCUAUCUCCGUGUACCUGCAACCACCUUCGCCCAGCUCCAAGGACCGAGGAAAGAUGGUUUCUCUCUUCUAUGGAAUCAUUGCACCCAUGCUGAAUCCCCUUAUAUAUACACUUAGGAACAAAGAGGUAAAGGAAGCCUUUAAAAGGUUGGUUGCAAGAGUCUUCUUAAUCAAGAAAUAAGAAAUAUGCAAAUGAUAAGCUUUGCUAAAGACAAAAUGUUUACUUAGCUUACUAACUUCUCUGCAAGUUGCCCUAUUUUUCUUGUUACUGCAAAGAACAACUGUAAUCUCCCUCAAAUAAAAUGUCCUUGAUGAAGAACUAUAUUUACUUCUGUUGCCUAAACGUUUUCAUUGAACAAGCCCCCAGAAUUGAACUUCCAAUUCACCAAAAAUUGUAAUCACAACAUCUUCAAGGUUUGUCAAACAUCCCAUCAAUGCUUGUACAAUUCAAUGUAACUUAGAUCCUUAGAAAAGCCAGAAAUUCUUUCUCCAAUAUCACACACACACACACACACACACACACACACACACUAGUUAAAGGAGGCUCACUGAAACUCUCAAACCCCACCACUUCAAAUUUGGAACUGAAGUUAACAAUUCUAAUUUUAAAUUUUCCACUCCCACAUCAGCAUAAUAAGGAAAUCUAUAAUAAUUUUUAUUCUAAAAUUAUAACCAGAUUUUCCAUUUUCUUACCAUAUUUCUGUACUCAUGUUUUUCCUACUAAAUGAAAGCAUUCUUUUUACUUCCUUUGCAAAUCAAACCCUAGAUAUUUAUCAGGUCCAGCUAAUUUUCUUUUACAUGAAUUUUUCUUCAUAAUUCUCCCAACUAUCAAUAUUAUCUACCGUUCUCUUAAACCCUAAAGCACUUACAGUUUAGAUUCCAAAAUAGCACAUUAUGUAAUGAUUUCCAAAGAUUUCUUGUUUAGUACUUUUGUCUUGCGUAAUAAUUGUCUAAUUAUAUUUUAUUCUUGAGGGUACAAAAACUAUACCAUACAUUUUACCACAUCACCUUUAGAAGUCAUCGUAGUGCUGAAGAAGUAGCAUGCAUUUACAUUAUUAGUUGAUUCUUUUGGUUGUUGAGUGAUUCAUUUACAUGAUAAUAAUUUAACAA